This is a messenger RNA of Thlaspi arvense, 1137 nucleotides long. Lineage: Eukaryota; Viridiplantae; Streptophyta; Magnoliopsida; Brassicales; Brassicaceae. The record is from the annotation of a GenBank genome assembly.
AUGAGGUUUGCGAUUGCGUGUACGGCCAGGGGAUUUGUUCAUCGGAACCUCCAUCUCCAUCUCCAGGGGAAAGGUAAUCCUGGAAAUUCUCUUUCUCCGUUUUCCCACUGCGGUUUCCGUCGCCGGGAACGGGCUUUCUCAGGUCUCAGUGAUGAUUACAGAGAGAUAUUGCGAAACGGGCUUCGUGAUGUUAAGCUAGAUGAUGCAGUUGAUCUGUUCAGUGAGAUGGUUCAGUCUCGUCCACGCCUUCCAUUUAUUUUGAUAAACUGUUUCUGCCGCUCCUCUCAGCUCCCUCUCGCUUUAGCUAUUCUUGGCAAGAUGAUGAAACUCGGCUAUGAGCUCAGCAUUGUCACGCUUUCUUCGCUGCUCAAUGAUAACCAAACGAACAGGGCCUCAAAGGCUUUUUUCGAAUCUGGCGGCUGUGAGAAUGCCCAACAAGUUUUCAAACAAAUGGUUUCUGGUGGUGUCCCUCCUAAUAUUAUGACUUACAACAUUGUGUUGGAUGGGCUUUGUAAUAACGGGAAGCUCGAGAAAGCAUUGGUCAUAUUCCAGGAUUUGCAAAAGAGUGAAAUGAAACUCAAUAUUGUCACAUAUGUUAUAGUGAUUAAUGGGAUGUUUAAGGCUGGUAAAGUGGAAGAGGCGUGGGAUUUGUUUAGUAGCAUCGGCCUCAAAGGAGUGAUGAAGCCUGAUGUUGUGACCUACACUACAAUGAUCUCAGGUUUUUGUGGGAAAGGCUUAAAGCAGGAAGCCGAUGCCUUGUUCAUAGAAAUGAAAGAAGAUGGGCCUCUCCCAGAUAGCGGUACGUUAACACAGGAAGAAAGCAGACACGAGCCUGAUUUUUUGCUAGUUUAUGGACCUGUGAGACAUAUGGUAUCUUUGAAGUACAUGAGAUAUGGUUUCAAUGGUAGUAAUAAUCUAAUGCUCAAGAAGUGGCCUUCCUUGCUCAAUUUCUCCAUUGAAACAUUUAUAGGCCUAGGAUUCAGCAGAGAUGAGUUUGAGAGUAUGCUCAAACGCUUUCCUCAUUGCAUUGGGAUAUCCGGUGAGACGGUGAAGAACAAGACUGAGUUUUUGGUGAAGCAGAUGUACUUGGAAUUGCAACCAAAGAACAAGUGGUUUGUGUUCUUACAUGAAUCUUAA